CUCUCUCCACCAUCGCCAUUUGCCCCAGGAUUGUGGUUGGGACCCAGAGAGGAGUUAAAGCCUUGGAGCUGCUCUCACUUAGACCCCUGGUGGGGCUGAGGUGACCCAGGUGGUCCCCAUCAAUUUAGAAGCCAGCAUUACGGAGGGGGUGCUGAGCCUCACUCUGCACGAAAUGCUUCAAAACCUGCCCCGGAGCUCCCAGGAGCUCAGGCUUUUUUCCAGAGGCACGCAGGUAAGUGGGAAGGCUGAGCCUCGCUAUUAUUUCUAUUUCGAGCCUAAGAAAGUGGCCCGGAGAGAAGUGAAAUGCCCAGCAGCAGGGGUAGUGAGAGGCGGAGCUGAGAAAAGAACCCAGCUACAGCGUUUUCAUCAGGACGCCAGUUCGCCGCCUAUCCAGCUGCCUCCAGCGUGGGCCACCAGGCCUGGCAGGGGGAGGAAAAUGGAGCCCGGCGCUGCUGCCCGCGCUUGGUCUCUCCUCUGGCUGCUGCUGCACUUGCUUGGCUCGGUCUGCGCCAGUGGCCCCCGCACCUUGGUGCUGCUGGACAACCUCAACCUUCGGGAGACGCACUCGCUUUUCUUCCAAAGCCUAAAGGACAGGGCCUUUGAACUCACAUUCAAGACCGCAGAUGACCCCAGCCUGUCCCUCAUUAAGUACGGGGAGUUCCUCUAUGACAAUCUCAUCAUCUUCUCCCCUUCGGUGGAAGAUUUUGGAGGCAACAUCAACGUGGAGACCAUCAGUACCUUUAUUGACGGCGGCGGCAGCGUCCUGGUGGCCGCCAGCUCGGACAUUGGUGACCCUCUUCGAGAGCUGGGCAGUGAGUGUGGGAUUGAGUUCGACGAAGAGAAAACAGCUGUCAUUGACCAUCACAACUAUGAUGUCUCAGACCUUGGCCAGCAUACGCUCAUCGUGGCCGACCCCGAGAACCUGCUGAAGGCCCCAACCAUUGUCGGGAGAUCAUCUCUGAACCCCAUCCUCUUUCGAGGUGUUGGGAUGGUGGCCGAUCCCGACAAUCCUUUGGUGUUGGACAUCCUGACGGGCUCUUCCACAUCUUACUCCUUCUUCCCAGAUAAACCGAUCACCCAGUACCCGCAUGCGGUGGGGAGGAACACCCUGCUCAUUGCGGGGCUCCAGGCCAGGAACAACGCCCGUGUUGUCUUCAGCGGCUCCCUGGACUUCUUCAGCGAUGCCUUCUUCAACUCGGCGGUGCAGAAGGCUGCACCCGGCUCCCAGAGGUACGCCCAGACGGGCAACUACGAGCUCGCCGUGGCCCUCUCCCGCUGGGUGUUCAAGGAGGAAGGCGUCCUCCGUGUGGGGCCCGUGUCCCACCAUCGGGUGGGUGAGGCCGCCCCACCCAACGCCUACACCGUCACGGAUCUAGUGGAGUACAGCAUCGUGAUCGAGCAGCUCUCCAAUGGCAGAUGGGUCCCCUUCGAUGGUGAUGACAUCCAGCUGGAGUUUGUCCGCAUCGAUCCUUUUGUGAGGACCUUCUUGAAGAAGAAAGGUGGCAAGUACAGCGUCCAGUUUAAGCUGCCCGAUGUGUAUGGGGUGUUCCAGUUUAAAGUGGAUUACAACCGCCUGGGCUACACGCACUUACACUCUUCCACUCAGGUGUCGGUGCGGCCGCUGCAGCACACGCAGUACGAGCGCUUCAUCCCGUCGGCCUACCCGUACUACGCCAGCGCCUUCUCCAUGAUGCUCGGCCUCUUCCUCUUCAGCACCGUCUUCUUGCACAUGAAGGAGAAGGAGAAGUCCGACUGAGGCG
Messenger RNA from Suricata suricatta (meerkat), 1760 nucleotides. RefSeq names its product dolichyl-diphosphooligosaccharide--protein glycosyltransferase non-catalytic subunit (gene DDOST). Gene Ontology annotation, cellular component: oligosaccharyltransferase complex; endoplasmic reticulum membrane. The transcript has 12 exons. Bases 173 to 1756 code for a protein of 527 amino acids. The record is from RefSeq and is a predicted model, not a curated record. Lineage: Eukaryota; Metazoa; Chordata; Mammalia; Carnivora; Herpestidae.